Molecule: messenger RNA, 947 nt
Organism: Dermatophagoides pteronyssinus (European house dust mite)
Lineage: Eukaryota; Metazoa; Arthropoda; Arachnida; Sarcoptiformes; Pyroglyphidae
Product: glutathione S-transferase D7-like
Biological process (GO): glutathione metabolic process
Molecular function (GO): glutathione transferase activity
Source: RefSeq, a predicted model, not a curated record
GUAUAUAUAAAUAUUUGUUUUCAACGAUUUUUCUUUGGUUUGAUCUGAAUUGAAAUUUUUCAUUCGAAAGUUUUUUUUUGUAAGCAAAUAAAAUCAAAAUCAUGGCUAAAAUACGACCGAUAAUUUAUUGGAUGCCUGAAAGUCCACCAUGUCGUACUGUUUAUGUUGUUACUAAAAUGAUUGAUUUUAAAGAUUUUGAUUGGAAAUUGAUUGAUCUAACAAAAUCGGAACAAACAUCGGAAGAUUAUUUAAAGAUCAAUCCAUUUCAUACGAUUCCAGGUUAUUUUGAACCACCAGAUCUUUAUCUAUAUGAAUCACGUUCGAUUGCUCGUUAUAUAAUCGAAACAAAUAAACCAGAAUCUCCAUUAUAUCCAUUGAAUGAUGUUCGAAAACGAGCAAUCAUUAAUUGUUGUAUGGAUUAUGAAUUGGGUACAUUAUUUCGUGCUAUGAGUGAUGUUAUUCUUCCCAUAUUCAAAUCUGGACAAGGUUUACCUAAUGAAGAAAAACUUCCACGUUUCAUUCAAGUAUUGAACGAAUUUGAAAAAAAUCUUGAACAAAAACAAUUGAAAUAUUUGGCAGGUGGAUCCGAAAUAACAUUAGCCGAUUUGGUCACCUAUUUUACGUUGAUUAUGUGUGAAGCUACUCCAGAAUUGAUUGAUUUAAGUCAAUAUCCAAAUCUGUAUUCAUGGUUAAAUCGUAUUGAUAAAUUUAUUAAAGAAUUGGAUUCUAAUGGCGAUAAUGCUGGUGUACUUGCUAAAGCACAGAAAAAUUUCUGUGAUUAUGCUAAACAUUGUCAACAACAAGCUCGAAAAGAUAAGAGUUCUGAAUAGUAAUCUUAUCUUAACAAAGAUGAAGAAAUUUUUUUAAACUUUUAUUAAUCAAAAAAAAAAGAAAAGAUUCUGCGCUCAUUUUAUCCAUUGAAAUCCUCCAUGUGCAUACAUAUGCAU